AUCGGAAGGCCUAGUCCUGGUCUUUCCUGAGCAGCGGCUGGUCAGAGCGCCCUCUCGUAAUAUUCCCAUUCAGGGUAGAGGUGACGGGAGGACACGCUGCGCCAUCCUCAGAGCCCGCUUUCCCUGAGGCCCGUGCUUUGUCGUUAGGGACCACUACGCAGUAGCCUCCGCUGGUUUAUGCGCGUUGGCUUGGGCAGGACGUAACCGCCGUCCGUUGUCGCAUCCGAUACUAAUCGACGGGGGGAGAUUGAGGCUCCCGGCGAUCGUUUGUUACCAUGGUGAAGAAGAACAGCAUCCCGGACAGGUGGCGCAAUUUGACAGCAAUUGGUCAGCGGGUGCCGGGGUCUCGAUUUAUUGCCUUCAAAGUACCGCUGAAAGGGGUCACUAAUCAGCGUGUAACAGAGAACCAGAAGUUCACCCCUAAAGAUUUAAUUACUGCAAUCCGCACCCAAAAUGAAGAACUGGGACUUAUCAUAGACCUGACUAACACUGAACGUUACUACACCACUAAGGAUUUGCCAAAAGGUAUACAGUAUGUGAAACUGCACACAGCAGGACUGAAGAUCCCAGAUGACGCCACCAUUCACCAGUUCAAGAGAGUCGUAUGGAAGUUUUUGGUGGCUAAUUCUGAAAAUGAUAAACUCAUUGGUGUUCACUGUACAACCGGAAUCAAUAGGACUGGAUAUCUUAUAUGCAGGUACCUUAUUGAUGUUGAUGGAUGGAGGCCAAUGAAUGCACUAUCUGCUUUUGGUCAGGCUCGAGGUCACCCAAUCGAAGGAACAGUCUACAUUGAGGAUAUUGUGAAAGGACCUCCUCGAAGUAAUGUUGGUAUAGACUCGCCUCCAACCACUGAAGAAACAAGAGCCUGGGAUACUGGAACCUAUUAUGCUCCAGAUACUCUGUCCAGGGAGCGAGGCGUCCGAGAUGAGGCUAUCAGGCCGCUACUUGAACUUAUUCCAGGAAACGAACAUGCAGAUUUUGAUGCUCGUGAUCGAAGGCCAUUACCACUUAUGAGAGCUAGGUCAGAUGAAUAUCAAGAGGACGGCAGGAAUUUGUUCAACUCGAGGGCUGAAUUUAGAGGGAGAGGGCUACCACUGAGGGAUAUGAGUGACGACGUUGAUCUUCGUAAACAAGAAUUUCCUUCUAAUAUGCAAGAACGUGUGAAUGAAAGGCUCCGAAGACCAGUUGACUUUAAUGCAGAUGGCAGAUUUAACCCGGGGGUAGACAACAGGCAAGACUUUCAUGGUUCUGAACCAAGACCCCUUAUGGAUGUUCGAGAUAAUUAUGGACCUAGAGACGUGCCUAGGCCUCGCGGAAUGCCACAGGAGCAGAUGGGUUAUGGGGAUAGAACGAGAGAGCAACAAAGCCCAGUACAAGGCUAUCAGGACUAUAACGAGCCUUCCUCUUAUAACGUACCAUCACUCCCACCAGGGAAAAUGAACAGUGCUGGAUAUGGCAGCACAGAAGCAGAACGUAUAAUGCGCUCUUUGAUCAGUGAUUUAGAUUUUAGAGCGAGAUUGCGUCGCCAGGAGUUUCAAAGCAUGGAAAGUGAAAAAUUGGCCCCAGAGCGAGAGAUGAGGUUUGAUCCUAGAGAGCGGGAAAUGAGGACCGAUACUUCUAAAGGUCCUUUUAAUGAACGGAUGCAACCAAGAAACGCAAGGACCCUAGAAGGUCCCAUGAGCGAAAGAAUUAAUGCCAGGAACUCACAACUUCUCGGUGAGCCUGUGAAUGAAAUGAUGCCCCCGAGGAACAGACGAGAAAUGGAAGGCCCUAAUCUUGAAAGAAUGUACUCAAGAGAUCCAAGAUAUAUGGAUGGGUCUGCAAAUGAAAGACUCCCCCAAAGAGAUACUCAGGGUACUAGAAAUUUAAUGGAUGAGCGGAUGCAGCUACAAAACGUACGGCCCAUGAGUGAAAGGAUGCAGUCCAGGGAUGCACAGUUCACAGAAGGCCCAAUGAAUCAUAAUAGGAUGUAUCCUAGGGAAGCACAACAAGUAGAGCCUUCGACAAAUGAACGGCUGCAGACCAGAGUUGCAAGAAUUUUAAAUGAAAGGUUGAAUCCCAGGGAUGGGCAGGCUUUGGAAAAUUCUCUGAAUGAUAGAAUACCCACAGGGGGUUCAAGAGCCUUAAAUCGUCCAAUAAAUGAAAUGUUGAAUCCCCGAGAUCCAAGAUCCAUGGAGGGACCCAUGAAUGCGAGAAUGCAGCCAAGGAUUGAUCGAGGAAUGGAAGGGACCAUGAAUAAUCAAAUGCAUUCAAGAGAGGGUGCCAUGAAUAAUCAAAUGCAUUCAAGAGAGGGUGCCAUGAAUGAACGUAUGCCCAUAAGAGACACGCGACCCAUGGAGGGGCUCAUGAAUGCGAGAAUGUACCAGAGGGAUGUACGCACCGUGCAGGGGUCCAUGAAUGAGCAAAUGCACCCGAGAGAUGCUCGAGCUAUGGAGGGCUCUGUGAAUGAAGGGAUGUACCCACAGGAAGAUGACUUUCCAAUGAACAAACCAAGAGACUUCAUGAGUGACCCAAGAUCUUUUGAAGCAAGAAAGAUGAAUCCUUCUGAAGACUCACUUAGAGGAGUCAACAGAUUCGCUCCAUACCCUUCUCUUAUGAAGUCAGGACAACCAGCAGAGAAUGCCAGAGGACUGCCAGGCUAUGACAACAGAGAUCCGCGCGAGAUGUUACCUCCAUCACAGGAUGCCACCAGCUUUCUGCGAAGGAGCCGAUUUACCUGAAAUCUAACUAUUUUCUAGUUUGGAGCUACAUGUCAGUAGUUGUAAAGAGUUCUUGUACUUCCAUUUGUAAAAUGUCCCAGUGUCAGACGUAGUGUAUGAUCCUUCUUUUUUGUCUUUUUUUUUUUUUUUUUUCCUUCCUUCCCCCCCACUAUCUUUUCCUAUAGGGUGCUUUUUUUUUUUUUUUUUUUUUUAUAUACGUCAUUAGAGAUAAUUAGGGGUAUACUGUAACUAAAAGAUAUUGAUUCAAGAGUCUUGUAAUAUUCUCUUUUUAUGACCAUUUUAUUACUGUUUACGUGUUACUUAAUGGUCGUCACAGUGUAGGAAGCCAUUAUCCCUAUGAGCAGGAUGCUGCUGGUCACCGAACUGGAAAGAUCGAAUUACAAAGUCUGCAUUUCCAUGACUUCGGCUGUCUGGCCCCAAAAGCAGUUUUAUCCAUUGCUGUCCUGUUCCAGCGCCAAGGCUUCCGUCUCCGCUCCUUCCCGUCACUGGUGGACCGGACAUUUCGCAUCUCAUCCACAGUGGUGAUCACGGCUGCCGUGCCGAUUGGGGACACAUCAGCGCUGAGCUGGUGAAUGGCUGCAGCAGUGCACUUAACCACAGGUGAGACAUCACAUUUCCAGUCCACCAGCAACUGUAAGGAGUGGAGACAGGAGCCUCAGGGAUGGAACGGAGUAGCAGUGAACAGGUGAGUAGCAUUUUUUCCCCCCAUUCAUUACUUUUCAGGGCCAUCCCUAAAAUAGUUUUUUUUUUGGGUUGGACAACCCCUUUUUAAUAUUUUUGUACGUUGUAUGGUGUCUCUAUAUCCAUAGUAUGUAGGAGAGUUACAAUACUCUUAUUCAUAGUUUACAAGCAGAUAAUGUUUUUGAAUGUUUGGGGCAUAUCCAUUAAGUAUAUGUAAUUUAUCAUUUACCUUUUAAGGACUUAAAGGCUAUGUACCCCUUUGGGGGCAAUUUUUUUAUGAUUUCAUUUUGGGAUAAAAAUAAUUUUUUUCAGUUGGUCUUUAUUAAAUAUUUUUAACAGUUUGUGAUACAUGCGGUUAAAAAUCAGUCUAUUUGCAGACUGUCCCUCCUGAGUUCUGUUAGCUGAUGGCUAAGGUGAAGUCUGAUCUAAACAUUCAUUAUACCUAAACUCUUAUCAAAAUGAGUGUUUGAGGUCAGAAGAUCAGAGAUGAGGCUUCACCUGAGCCAUCAGCUGACGGAACUCAGGAGGGAUAGUCUGCAAAUAGACUGAUGUUUAACUGCAUGUAUCUGAAAAACUUCAGAAAAUGUUUAAAGAAGCACUCCCACAGAUUUUUUUAUUCUCUGACCUGUUAGAAAGGUAGUAUUUGUGAGUUAUAACUUUCCUUCUGAACCUCAGCUGUGUCAUGUGACCAAGACUGAUCUCCAACUGACACAGGACAAGAAGUCCGUUACUUCUCUAUUCAUUCCUUUUAAGACCGACAUUGAGGUUCUCAUAGGAAAGCAUAGAAAAACUGGCCUCCUGUCCACACUUUAGAUGCUGUGUUAUUUGGAAUGUCAGAAUGUUGGUCACAUGACACAGCUGAGGAUCACAAAUACAGUCUCUGGUAAGAAAAUUGCCUUCACUACAAUUUUUUUUUUUUUUGUUUUUUAGCCCAAAAUAAAUAAAUGCAAUAAAAAAUUGCCCCGAAGGUGCCCAUAGCCUUUACAGUCUUUCUUUUCAUAAGAUGGAGAUCAUACUGCAGAAUGUGCUGAGUUGAAUGCACUUUUCACUGUAUUAUCUUAUUGGCUAUUAAACUGCGUGCCUGUGUUGU
Messenger RNA from Bufo gargarizans (Asiatic toad), 4491 nucleotides. RefSeq lists its product as uncharacterized. The record is from RefSeq and is a predicted model, not a curated record. Bases 276 to 2720 code for a protein of 814 amino acids. Gene Ontology annotation, molecular function: protein tyrosine/serine/threonine phosphatase activity; polynucleotide 5'-phosphatase activity. Lineage: Eukaryota; Metazoa; Chordata; Amphibia; Anura; Bufonidae. Gene Ontology annotation, biological process: protein dephosphorylation. The transcript is spliced from 10 exons.